AUGAAUUUCGCAGACUGUUUUAUCGAAUCAAUAGAAAAACAGACACCAUCAAGCGAAUCUCUUGAGUUUCUUGCAAAAUUUAUGGAAGAGAAUCCAAUGGAAUACCUAACAAACCUUUUUUCAUUAAUUAACUCAGAAGAAACAAGCGACAAAAUCAAAAUUAGCGCAAUCAAAUCAAUAGCUGUGCCAAUUAAAUCGUUUCGUCGUGAACCUAUUAGAGAUUCACCAGAAUUUGAUAAUUUAAUUGAUCAAAUCUACACUACACUUGAACCAUUCUUACAAAGAAAUGACAAUAUUGGCAAAACAUGUCGUGAAUCUCUUAUUGCAUGCUUCAAAGCUGCUUAUAACCUGAAAUUAGAGUCAUUUCUUGGAAAAAUUUUUCAAACAUUCAACGAAAACACCGAUUUACCUAUCAUGUUAAGUAUCAUAUUGGAUAUUAUAAAGAACACCUACUCAGUAUUACCAGAUUCAUCAAUAGAAUUCUUUUAUAAUAUACUUCAAAAACAUAAUGAUGAAAAUAUCAUAAAAAUUUGCCUUGAAAUACUUUGUCAUACUGAAUAUAAGUUUAAUUCAGUAAACAAUGAAAAUGAUUCUUUAUUAAUUGAAAUUAUUAGAAAUUUCGUCAAGACCAAUCCUAAAGAAAUUAGUUUAAUUAUCAAUAAAUUUGGGAAGAGAACACUUUCUGAAGCAAUUCCAGAUAUUUUCCAAUUAGUUUCAGAAUUAUUUUUUGAAGAUAAAUUUUAUUUGCCAUAUAUCAGAGUUAUGAUGAAUUUUAAGGAAGAAUUAUACACUCAGCUUGACAUUGAAGAGAUUUACAGAAGAAUACUUCCAACUUUACUUGAAGAAUAUGACUUUGAUGGUUUUACCCAUCCAGUAAUGAUCAAUCAUGAUUAUUUUUUCAAAAUCAACAAUAA
This is a messenger RNA of Trichomonas vaginalis G3, 914 nucleotides long. RefSeq names its product armadillo (ARM) repeat-containing protein family. Lineage: Eukaryota; Parabasalia; Trichomonadida; Trichomonadidae. The record is from RefSeq and is a predicted model, not a curated record. The transcript has a single exon. The annotation marks the transcript as partial.